This is a messenger RNA of Fomitiporia mediterranea MF3/22, 3264 nucleotides long. Its product is annotated as TPR-like protein. The record is from RefSeq and is a predicted model, not a curated record. Gene Ontology annotation, molecular function: protein binding. The transcript has a single exon. Lineage: Eukaryota; Fungi; Basidiomycota; Agaricomycetes; Hymenochaetales; Hymenochaetaceae. The coding region runs from base 1 to 3264 and encodes 1087 amino acids.
AUGGAGUACUCUGUUAACCUCGAUUUGAUUCGCAAUUCACUCCGGAAACUGGCGUUUGAAAAUUUCCAAUACUUUCAGCGAUCAAGGGAAAUGGGACAAAUUGAUGCUGCAAUAUUUUAUAUUCGCAUAACACUCGGACUUUGUCCCCAGAAACAUCCAGACCGCAGCGAGACGCUGGAUGAUCUUGGGAUGUUUCUUCACGCGCGGUUUGAGCAAUACGGGAGAAUACAAGAUCUAGAGGAGACCAUCGAGCAGAUGCGUGCUGCCCUGGGACUUCGCCCAGACGGCCAUCCCAAGCGUUAUGCGACUCUGAAUAAUCUUGCACACUCCCUUCGCACUCGAUUUGAACGGUAUGCACGGACCGCAGACCUUGAUGAGGCUGUUGAGCUUCGACGUGCCGCCUUAGAACUUUGUCCCCACGGGCAUCCAUAUCGUUUCGCAUCUCUGCAUGGACUUGCAGCUUCUCUUGGAACCCGAUUUGGACAGUAUGGACGUCCUGCAGACCUUGACGAGGCUAUCAAGCAUUCUCGUGCCACUCUAGCACUCUGCCCCAGCGGCCAUCCCGUUCGCAUCUCGUCUCUGACUAAUCUUGGACUUUCUCUUCAAAUCCUAUUUGAACGGCACGGACAUAUUGCUGACCUCAAUGAGGCCAUCGAGCGUCAUCGUGCGGCCUUGGCACUGUUCCCCAACAGCCAUCCUGAUCGUUCCUUGCCCCUGAAUAACCUUGCACUUUCUCUUCAGAUUAGGUUUAGACAGCUUGGACGGACUGCAGACCUCGACGAAGCUAUCAGGCAUCAGCGCACUGCCCUGGAACUUUGCCCCACUGGCCAUCACAAACGUCCUGCAUCUCUGAACAACCUCGCGAAUUCCCUUGGAAUUCGAUUUCAAUUUGAUGGGCGUACUGCAGAUCUUGAUGAAGCCAUCGAGUGUCACCGUGCUGCCAUGGAGCUUCUUCGCGAUGGUCAUGCCGAUUGUCCUGCAUCUCUGAACAACCUCGCAGAUUGCCUUCGAACUCGAUUUGAACAAUAUGGACAAAUUGCAGACCUUGAUGAAGCCAUCGAGCAUCUUCGUGUUGCUUUGCAACUUUUCCCCAACAGCCAUCCUGAUCGUUCCUUGCCCCUGAAUAACCUUGCAGUGUCUCUCGGAAUUAGAUUUGGCCAGCAAGGACAGACUGCCGAUCUUGACGAGGCCAUCGAGCAUUUUCGGGCUGCUUUGGACCUUCGACCCAAGGGUAAUCACAAUCGUUCUUCGUCUCUAAAUAAUCUUGCACUUUCCCUUCAAGUUAGAUUUGGAGAAAAUGGGCAGACCGGAGGCCUUGACGAAGCCGUCGAGUAUCAUCGUGCUGCCCUGGGACUUUGCCCCGACGGCCAUCCCAAUCGUUCUUCGUCUCUGGCCAACCUUGCAAAUUCCCUUACGACUCGAUUUGAACGGCAUGGACGGACCACAGACCUUGACGAAGCCAUUGCGCUUCAUCGUGCUGCCCUGAAACUUCGCCCAGAAGGCCACCCUGAUCAUUCUGGAUCACUGCGGAAUUUCGCUCUGUUAUUGUACUCUCAGUUCAAGACAUUUGGGCUCAUGGACAACUUCGACGAUUGCAUGCAACUACUCGAAGAUGCUACCAUGUAUAAAUUUUCAAGCCUAGUGAUACGUCUCGAAGCCGCCAGUCAAUGGGCUACUCUUGCUCAACUACAUGCUCAUCAUACCGUGUCUAGAGCUUACAAGAUGGCAUUACAGUUGCUGCAACGCGCCCUCAUUAUCAGUCCUACUCUUCAUGCACAACAUGAUUUCCUCAAACGGAAAAACCCCUACAGCCAUCACAGAACAUUCACACGAGACGCAGUUGCCAAUGCUGUGAAGGAAAAUAACCUCGAGGAGGCUAUAGAGAUACUUGAGCAAGGAAGAGGUCUGCUCUGGUCGCAGAUGCGUGGCUUUAGGAUGCCUUUAGAUCUCCUCGCAGAAACGAAUAGAGAGCUUGCUGACAGGUUUAGGAAUGUUAGUAACCGACUGGAGGGUCUUGUGACAUCAUCUACCGGGUUACAACCUGAGUCGACUGCAGCCGGAAUCGGGUCAUCUGUACUGGACAUAUAUAGAGAACGGAAAAUGUCCGAGGAGAGGCUAAGGCUAAAGAGGCAACUCUCCAACGAGCAGGAAGAGAUUAUUACCGAGAUACGAGGUAUCCCGGGUUUCAAGGACUUCCUAACAGCUACACCGUUUAAAAUACUUCAGGGGGGGGGGGCCUCGGAGGGUCCAAUCAUAGUGGUCAAUCAUAGUAGAUUUCGAUCCGAUGCGCUUAUAAUGCUUGCCCGUGGGGAUCUACCAGUUGUCUGUGUCCCAUUAGAUGGAGAAUUUUACGAGGAUAGCAUCGAGUUAUACACCAAGCUCUUGAAAACACGACAGCGUUGUACAGCUAGUUCGUCCGAAUACGACGAGGUGCUCCGUGAAGCAAUGAAGAUGUUAUGGGAUAGAGCUGUCUCCAAAGUCGUCAAUAAACUUGAGGAGCUGGGGAUUACGGAAGGAGUGCGUUUAUGGUGGUGCCCUACAUCCGUGCUGUCUGCACUUCCCUUCCAUUCUGCCGGCCCGUUCAAUGAUGCAGACGGCACUACAAAGUACCUCCUGGACAAAUACGUAUCGUCAUAUACACCGACGCUUGGAACACUCAUCAAUGCGCGAUUAGAUGGGCACGGAGGAGAACCAAAUGCACUUAUUGUUGGAGAUACUUCGCUUCCGUCGGCUAAGGACGAAAUUCGCAAGAUCAAGAAUUGUGGCAUAAUGACUCGACUACUCAGCAGUAAUGCGUCUCAUGAUGCACUUAUUAAAGAGCUUCGAAAGACGACAUGGGUCCAUUUCGUUUGUCAUGGAGGCUUGGAUCCAAAGCCUUUCAACUCGUCAUUCAAGGUAUCUGACCGCGGGCUGACUUGGCUUGAUAUCAUUCAAGCGAAUCUCCCAAGCGCGGAGUUUGCAUUCCUGUCUGCCUGUCAUACCGCUGAGCAGCCACACGAUGGUACUCAUGACGAAGUGCUUCACCUAGCCGCGGCAAUGCAGUUCUCUGGGUUCCGAAGUGUGAUUGGAUCGAUGUGGGAGUUACUUGAUGUAGACGGCCCCUUCUUUGCCAAGACGGUCUAUGAGUACAUGAGCGACUGCGAUGAGGGCGAGGCAAUGCACAAGCGAGCAGCAGCUGGACUUCGCAAAGCGGCUGUAGAGCUUAAAGAACGGCCUGGUAUUCAGACUGAGAGAUGGGUCAACCUGAUUCACAUAGGUGUAUAA